UGUGCGUGUCAGCGGUAACGUUCAGCUCACGUGUGUGAGUGAUUUAGUAGGGGAAGUUAAUGCACAUACAGGCCAAGAAUGUCCGUCGACAACACGGUACAUGCACUGAAGACGACCAACCAGCAGGCAGUGCGGGAUUUCUAGAGUGGCAACUCUCAUACCGUAAGAUCACCACUAGUCUUGCAGCUGCACUGUCCGCGGCCGGACGGUACGGAGAUGGCAUGGCAGCUCGUGGUACGUGCGCGUCGGCUUACCUGGUCGGCCCACGGCCUGAGACAGAGGAAGAUUUUGGCACUCAUUGUCGGUGUGUCGCUAUUCAGCUGUGCGCACUUCCUUGCCAGAUCAGAGGGAGUGUUCUCGGCGGGGCUGCAGCGCCAAGAGACGUCAGAGAAUCGGGUAGUUCACGGCAGCGAUGUCCAGCGGCUGAACGAACUCGGAAAUGGUGCUCUUUGGCCACCCCCUCCGUCCUCAGAUCAAGUCACACAGGAAGGGGAAUUUCCCUUUAAGCCCGCCAGGCCACCUGGAGAUAUCAGCGAACUGUCGGGGGUCAAUUCACUGGGCCGGCUGAGGCAGGCCAAGAUGGCCGUAAAACGGCACGAGGAGCCGUUCCCGUGGCCUGUGAGGCAGAACUUCAUUCCAAACUAUUUCCUCAACUACGACAAUGCGUCGCUGUCGCCUGCAGCGGAGGACAAGCCGAUGCGUUUCGACUCACACAGCGUCCUCGUUUACCUGCACCACAACAAAGCGGCUGGUACAACGACCAAGAGGUGUCUGUCCGACAUUGCAGGCGCCAGUCUGGGUCGGACGGUUGGGCCCGUGUUGAGUAGCGAAGGACGGCUGGCCGUAGAGGCUCGUUUCAUGCGGAAGAGGCGAUUCAAGAUGCGGAGUACGCCCAACGUGUACUUUGGUGGGUACUCUUUCGGACUCUGUGACCGAUACAAGAAACCUUGCGCCUACUUCACCGUUAUGCGGGACCCGUACGAGCGGACGCUGUCUUCCCAUUCGUACUGCAAGCACGCACGACAGGAUCAACUCUGCUCCGCCCAGGUUGCUCGCAGGGUGUCCCUUCACGAAUGGGCUCUGCACCAAGGCAGCUUCUUCUUCAGGCAGCUCUUGUUCCAGCCAGUGUUCUGCAGCGACAAGACUCGCUGGAUGCGCUACAUCGACAUCGAAGGCGUUCCGCAUGACUUCGUGAUGAAGCAAGAUUGGCUGAGGAGCGCCCCCUGUUGGUUCCGACAGAAACUCAUCAUGGAGCUGACUUUAAACGAGACUCUGCACGAGGCUUUACUCCAGUACUGCCUGGAGAACAUGGAACGCUGGUUUACCGUCAUCAUGCUGGUAGACCACUACGACGAAUCACUGCAAAUGGCACAGCAAGCCCUGAAACUGCCCAUGUACGAUCGGUGCGCCGGAAGGCGCUACAACGCUGGUUCCUACAACAAAACCAGCAACCCCAUCAACGUGUCGAAAUCAAUGGAACCCAACGGGACUAUCGCCGGGCACCAGCCAACGACCGAUCCUUCAGCGGAAAAGCAGUUGCUUGAACUUCGGAAGGAUCCGGAAAUCCGUAAGAUCUUGCGAGCAGACGAACUGUUAUACCGAAAAGGAGUGGAAAUCUUCAACAAGCAGAGGGUGGUAUUCAAGAAAAUCCAAUCUCAAACAUGACAACAAAGUAUUCAAACGCUUAACUCAUCCAGCGAAGUCCUUUCUCCAGCUUUUUACCCUUUGCAAGUAGCCCACGGCUCGACACUUCCCACUUCCUUGACACUUUUUCAAAGGGUGUUCCAGCGUUGAGUCUCAUCUAUGCAUUGAUUGUAUGAUUUGGGAAGAUGGCUUCAGCGGAGUAUAUAGUAUGUACUUUGUAAACAAAAUAUUAAUUAUCAAUUACACGAUGCCUUUCUUAAUACUCACACUGAGUUGUCUAUGAAGUUGGCAGCUGACACUUUAGCGGCUAGAGGGCUGGCAACGUCUGAAUAAUUAGAACCAACCGAAGGAAAUGGAGCAUUAAGCCUAUCGUUGACAAUCUAGACCUAGCAAUUUGUAGCUGAAAGGACACUCACUAGACGCGUGUUACCCAUGCCCAAGCACAAUGUGCAUAGUUCAAGUCGCUUUUAGCACUACUCAACAUAAGUUGCCGCGCUGGCAAUAUAAUCACACGGUCUUUAUUUACAGGUACUACGGUUGCUCUUCAGUCCACUUGGCUUGGUCUCUGGAGGUCUUCCACCAUAACAGAUAUAAAUAAUGCACGUCCGAUGGAUGACUCUGACUGAAGUAGAGGAAGGGAAAAGGCGAAACAAAACUGAGUCGUGUUCGUUUCCCGACGGUCGAGAACAUUCAGUCGUACGUGGAAAGUGCUUCCAUUAGCUGUGUAAAUACAGGUCACACCGGUGCAACGCUCGUCUGAUGGACUGGAGUGAUGUCCUUCGCUGGGCGUCGGUGGAAGCAUAGAGCAAGGAUCCUUGCUCUACGGUAGAAGCGUGCCACGGCAUAACACUGGGACGUAAAUCCAUUUACAUGUACAUGCACGUUUAGUAACCGUCGUUGAGAUUAAAGGGAUCGGGGGGGGGAGAUGGAUCCUGACACUACAAUUCUGGGUUUGACCGAAUUCCCUCGUUAUUUUAAAACAUCUUUUGCCACGUCCUGGGUGAUAAUGGCUGAAAUUGUCGAGGAGGCACUCGAGAUAAGUCUGCGUUUACACAAUGUAGCAUGCGGGGUCUAUAAAUGGCCUGUUCUAAACUUCAGCCUUGUUUCCAAACAGACAAAAGGCGCCUUUCCACAAUGCGCGUCAACACUUACGCUGAGCGUUGCGUAUCCGUCAAAAUCGCUCCCAGGGCGAUUUUGACGCUCCCAGGGCGAUUUUGACGGCCAAACGCAACGCACACAUAUGUUAUGUUAAUAAUGGAGCCGAUCUAUGGGUGCGUUCGAUUAGCUUACACGUGUAAGUCAAACUUACACGAGAGCGUUCGUUUAGCGAUCACGUGAUGU
Acanthaster planci (crown-of-thorns starfish) is the source of this 2985-nucleotide messenger RNA. RefSeq lists its product as uncharacterized. The record is from RefSeq and is a predicted model, not a curated record. Lineage: Eukaryota; Metazoa; Echinodermata; Asteroidea; Valvatida; Acanthasteridae.